Sarcophilus harrisii (Tasmanian devil) is the source of this 3422-nucleotide messenger RNA. RefSeq names its product cell division cycle associated 5 (gene CDCA5). The coding region runs from base 1 to 1767 and encodes 588 amino acids. The record is from RefSeq and is a predicted model, not a curated record. NCBI's taxonomy places the organism in Eukaryota, Metazoa, Chordata, Mammalia, Dasyuromorphia, Dasyuridae. The transcript has 9 exons.
AUGACGCCACCACGGCCGCGCGCCUCCGCUUCCUCCACGUUCUCUCCUCCCCCAGCGGUCCCACACCCGGAGACCCCGCCUCCUUCACCACAAACCCUUCCUCUGCGUCACUUCCGGAUUGGCGGGUUUUUCGAACGUUCCGCGCUCUUCUCGGCCGGCAGCGGUUUCCCGUCGCGCGAGCGGGUUGAGAUGUCGGCGAGACGGAGCCGGAGCCGCUCCGAGGCCGCGGGAGAGCGAGGGGGGGGUGGGGCGAGGCGCUCUGACCCCGCGUCCCCGCCCCUUCAGGCUCCUGCCCUGAGGAGGUCCCAGCGGAAAUCGGGAUCGGAGCCGAACGCCCCUCCCCAGCCUUCCACGCCUGCCCCCUGGAAAGCCUUCUCUCUGAGGAAGAUAGGGCCCCGCCCACCCGCGGAGAAGCGGGCUCCGGAGACCCCCGCGAAGAGGAGUGAGCCCCGGACCCCUGAGGCCCCCAGCUCUGGAGUUCAGAAGUCCAUCCCAGCCAAGAGGAGUGCUCCCCAGACUCCUGCGGAGAGGAGUGCUCCCCAGAUCCCAGCCAAGAGGAGUGCUCCCCGGACCCCUGCGGAGAGAAGUGCUCCCCAGACCCCUGUGGAGAGGAGCGCUCCCCAGAUCCCAGCCAAGAGGAGUGCUCCCCGGACCCCUGCGGAGAGGAGUGCUCCCCAGAUCCCAGCCAAGAGGAGUGCUCCCCAGACUCCUGUGGGGAGAAAUGCACCCCAGAUCCCAGCCAAGAGGAGUGCUCCCCAGACUCCUGCGGAGAGGAAUGCUCCCCAGACCCCUGCGGAGAGGAGUGCUCCCCAGACCCCUGUGGAGAGGAGCGCUCCCCAGAUCCCAGCCAAGAGGAGUGCUCCCCGGACCCCUGCGGAGAGGAGUGCUCCCCAGAUCCCAGCCAAGAGGAGUGCUUCCCAGACUCCUGCGGAAAAAAGUGCUCCCCAGACCCCUGUGGAAAGAAUUGCACCCCGGACCCCCAGGCAGAGAAGUACACCCCAAACCCAGGCAGAAAAGAGCAUUCCUGGGACUUCCAUCGAGAAGGGUGCACCCAGCUCCCGGCCUAAGAGAAGUGGCCCCCAGAUUCUCGCAGAGAGGAGUGUGCCCCAGACCCCCAAGGCUGCCUCCCCUGUAGCCAGAAGGGCCAUCUCAGUGAAGAAGCUGGCGGCCAGGACCCAGGAGUCACAGAGUCCUGCUUCCCGGGGUGGCCGGUCUGCGACCAAGAGGAAGGGAUCCCUGUCUGCAGAGGUUACACUUUCAGAGAAGGAGAACUCGCCCCCUCUGCAGGAAAACGUCUCCCUUCAUAAAGACAGCUCUUCUCUCACCGCAGGCCCAGCUCCAGAAGUGACCCCCACAGUGUUAGGCCCUCUGACCCCUAAUGUCACCAGGCCACAACUAAUGGAUGCCAGAGACCUGGAGAUGUCCAGGAAAGUUCGUCGUUCUUACAGCCGCCUCGAUGAGCUAGGCUUGGGCUCUACCUCGACGCCCAACUACCAGCGCCGUUCCUUCUUUGGCUUUGAAAGGCUGCUCUCAGGAGAGGAGCUGGAGAAUGUCUCCCCGGUGGUGAAGGAGCCGAAGCAACCAACAGUGGCCUCCAGCACAGAGGCCUGGGGGCCAGACUCCAUCCUCCCCGGCAUCCCCAUGACCAAGGAGAAGCGCCGGAAGAGGAAGGUGCCCGAGAUCCUGAAGUCCGAGCUGGAUGAGUGGGCUGCCGCCAUGAACGCCCAGUUUGAGGCUGCCGAGAAGUUUGAUCUCCUGGUGGAGUGAGGUGGACGAAGAAGAUCUCUGGACUGUAUCGCUCCUUCCGUGUACAUAGUGUUCCUUUGUUCACCCUUUUCUAUCACUCUAGACUGCCCUUGUCUGCCCUUCUCCUGCGGGACAUUGGCACCUGCCCUCUGGGCCCCCGGGUCCCUGUGCCCUGUGGGCACUGGAAGGCUGCCGGGGUGGAGGCAUCGCCGAGGACCGGUAGCGGCCGUGCAGACAGCGGUUGGGCCCAUCCCGGUGUCUUUGGACUUCUCGAGGUGCCUCAUUUCCUCUUUCCCAGGUUUUAGCCAGGAAGAAUUAAGGUGGUGGUCGGAAAGUGUGGAGGUGGCAGGAGGCCGGGCUGUCUGGGAAGGGAGCUGGGGGGUGGAGCAGGGUCCCUGCUGCAGAGCUGCUUCCUCCAGCUCUGUCUUCUCACUCUGCCUCCCUGUCCUCGGCCUUCCCUUAGUCCCCACCAGUUUUCCUGUGGCGGGGAAGGCCCUGUUGUUCCUGGGAGGCAGGGGCGGGUCACCCAGCCAGGGCCUGUCUGGGCAUUUAUUUUAAGGGCUUCCUCCCCCAGGGUGCCCAGGCCGCUGAGGUCAGCAGCCACAAGGGGGAUGGCGUUGUGCUCCCCUCCAGGACCGGCCCCUGCUGGUUCCUUCUGAAGAGACAGUUAGUGAACCAAAGGGACAGAUGCACUGGGUCAGAGUGAAUCACCCCUCACCCCUCUUAGAUGAUCUUUCUGGAGGAGGGUCUGCAGAGAGGAAGUCCCCGCUGUCCCAGCAGCACAAGGGGGGUGAGGUGAUUGCUCCCGCUGACCACCAGGUGGCACUGCUUGCCCUUCCUGAUGUGUGGGCUCAGCCUUGGCCGGGGGGUCAAACAGAUGGACCCAAAUGAAGAGUAUUGAUGAUUUGCUUUAUCCUGUGAAAUGUUCCCCAGUUCUUUUUUAAUCUGGCUUAUACGUUGGUGAAUCAGUGUGGUCUCUGACCAAAACCCAACUUCAGAUCAAGAGGAGGAUGCGCCAAGGCUGGGCUGCAGAGAUGUCUGCCAGGGCCAGGGGAGCCCGGAGGCACCAGAGCUGGUCCCCAGGCCCAGCUCGUGCCGUCUCCUGCCUCCAAUCAUGUGAGGCUCAGCACAGACAGGUCUGCCCUGCAGACACGCCCCUGUUGGGCAGGAAUAAGGCCAGCCCCGAAGUACGUCCUGGCCCACGGCAAUGUGUCCCCGUGCACCAUCAAUCCAGAAGGGAUGCAGUUGGGGAGGGGAGCUGGAGCCGGGUCACGUCACUGCUGGUACACACAGCGCCCUUGUGCAGAGAUGGCUGCCCUGUGUGCCCAGGCCAGAGGCGAGAAGCAAUCGUUAGAAACCUCAGUAAGGACUCGCCCUCUUCCCCAGUGGGGCCCAGCGUUGUAUUCAUUAGGAGAAGGUGGAGGUUUUGUUUUAAAAGCUGAAUAAACCGCUUACUUCCAUCUCUGCUUUAUGUCUGGUUUCAUGGAGGUCGGUCCUGGGCCUGUGGGCCCACCUAAGGUCAAUGCAGUACGAGGGGCAAUUGAGGAAAUAACUCUUCCAAUGAUACUUGCCUCCAAGCAGCUUACACUGUUGGGGGGAUGAGGGGGUCAGCAUGAAACAGAGCUUCCAAGGAAAAUGGAGGGUUAAGAGGUCAGGAGACUGUCCUGGACAGGAAG